This is a messenger RNA of Dioscorea cayenensis subsp. rotundata (Guinea yam), 1116 nucleotides long. Its product is annotated as agamous-like MADS-box protein AGL61. The record is from RefSeq and is a predicted model, not a curated record. The coding region runs from base 375 to 1067 and encodes 230 amino acids. Gene Ontology annotation, biological process: positive regulation of transcription by RNA polymerase II. Gene Ontology annotation, molecular function: RNA polymerase II cis-regulatory region sequence-specific DNA binding; DNA-binding transcription factor activity, RNA polymerase II-specific; protein dimerization activity. The transcript has a single exon. Lineage: Eukaryota; Viridiplantae; Streptophyta; Magnoliopsida; Dioscoreales; Dioscoreaceae.
CCAAAAUCCUUCCUAAUUAUACCCAACAUCAAAACAUACCAAAAGUACAUCAAAAUUAUAUAAAUAUAUACAAUUCAUAUAAUUCCUAUACAGAGACAGCUCUAACCAAGCCAUUUAAAAAUAUUUAUUUCUUAAUUUUUUUAGCAUUUUUUCCAGCUCAUCUGCCACCUUUAUUACCAUAUACGUAUAACAUCCCAAAAAACCCUACUAACCCUGAUAAAUACCAAAUAACAUGCAUGCAUGCAUGAGACUAUAUAUAUAGACACCUUAUAUUAUAAAUUGAUGAUCAUCAUCCUCCUGUUGAUAUAUAUAUAUAUAUAUAUAUAUAUAUAUAUAUCUGUAUAUGAUCAAGAGCUAGCUUCUUCGCCAGUUUAAUGGUGAAGAAGAAGUCAAGCAUGGGACGUCAAAAGAUAGAGAUAAAGAAGAUUGAAAAUGAGGAGGCAAGGCAGGUGACCUUCUCCAAACGCAGGACAGGGCUUUUCAAGAAGGCCAGUGAGUUGUCCAUACUUUGUGGAGCUGAAGUUGGGCUUGUUGUCUUCUCUCCGGCUGGCAAGGCCUUCUCUUUUGGCCACCCUUCUGUUGACAUAGUCACUGACCGUUUCCUCGCCGGAGCAGGAACACCAAUAGGCCUGGACAACCGCCGUGGAGCCAGCAUCCGUGAGCUCAACCGGCAAUAUACUGAACUCUUGAGUUCAGUGGAGGCUGAGAAGAAGAAGAAGGAUGGGAUGGAUCAGUUGCUGAAUGGGGAGAGGAAUGGGAAACCAUUCUGGUGGGACUCUAAUCUGGAAGUUCUGGGAGUAGAGGACCUGCAAGAGUUUCAGAAAGCACUGAAUGGAUUGAGGAACAAUGUUUCAAGGAAAGCUGAGAUGAUUUUGUUUGAAGAAUCAAUGAGGAACAAGACGAUGUUUUCGGUCGGUAAUAAUAUAAAUCUUGCUGCAGUUAAUAACCUUAAUGCCAAUCCUUUCGGUGUUAAGAAUGAAGGAACAGUUUGUGCUGGUGGUGUUCCUCCUUAUGCUCCUUUUGUUGAAUAUGGCUUCAAUCUCUUUGGUCCUCUCAAUCAUAAUUAAUUAGCUCUUUAAUCAGUUUUUAUUUUCUUGUCGUCUGUUUCGGUUAAUA